GUCGUCUAGGUACAGUUUGAGAGAGAGACGCUCUCAAUUUGUGAAUAGAAAAGAAGAAGUAAAGGAAACAAAGAAAAGAGUCCGAAGAAAUCUACUCUACCCUAUCAGUCUCCUCUGUGAUAGACAUAACCGAAACCAACUUUCCAAUUACUCUCUCUCUCUCAAAUCCCUGCAGCAUCACUAUCAGAUUUUUUGGAUAAUUGUUGAUCUUCAAUCAUACUCAGACUUAUCUUAGGGAAUAAGAGUGGUGGGUUUCAUAAUUUACUGGUUAGUUGUGUCCAGACGAAGAAGAAGAAGAUGAGACCGAAGAUGAUCUUAUUCGGGGACUCCAUAACUGAAGAUUCAUUUGGAGAAGGAGGUUGGGGAGCUUCUCUUGCUCAUCAUUUCUCCCGUUCGUUGGACGUAAUUCUUAGAGGUUACAGUGGAUAUAAUACGCGCUGGAUACUCAAAGUGAUUGAGAAAGUCUGUAAUGGAGAAUCACCGAUAGCAAUGACUAUUUUCUUUGGUGCUAAUGAUGCUUCUCUUCCUGAUCGAACUAGUGCUUUCCAACAUGUUCCUCUUCAUGAAUACAAGCAGAACCUGCAAUCAAUAGUUUCCUUCAUUAAGAGAAAAUGGCCAACUACCCUUAUUCUGCUUAUAACUCCACCUCCAAUUGAUGAAGAUGGACGUAUUAGGCAUCCUUUUGGAGAUAAUCCAUCAGGUCUGUCGGAAAGGACGAAUGAGGCUGCGGGUGCUUAUGCUAAGGCAUGUGUGGAGGUUGCUGAUGAAUGUGGAGUGAUUGGAGUGGAUUUAUGGACUAAAAUGCAACAAUACCCUAAUUGGGAAAAAUGUUGUCUCAGUGAUGGCUUACACCUAACGCCAACUGGGAACAAAAUUGUAUACGAGGAAGUGAUCAAAAAGCUUACAAAAGAAGGGGUAAAUGUUGAAACUUUAUCAGCAGAUCUCCCUCUCCUAUCUCAGAUCGAUCCUUGUGAUCCCUUGAAAGCAUUCCAGAACUGAGAGAUUCCUGAAUUAUCCACAUUACAUAUACCAGGGGACUCUUUUAGUUAGUUAGUUACACAGUUUAUCAAUUAAGAAGCAACAUAUAUAUGUGGUGGUAAUUAAUACAAAGUCUGUUGCUCUCCCCAUCUUUGUUGUUUUGGUCAUUGAAAUGAUGCUUUUAUUCUCUUUUACUCCGUUAAUUCUUUUGGUUGUGUGCUGCAACAUUGAAAGUUGGAGCGUGGUCCUAUAAAUCUUGCUUCUGCAUUAAUUGGUUUUUACUUGUCUGGGCUUAAUGAUUAUAGAUUUAUAAAAGCAACCAAUUCAUGAUUGAUAUGAACCAACAUUAUGACUAUGAAAUUUAUAAUAUUUA
Messenger RNA from Papaver somniferum (opium poppy), 1351 nucleotides. Its product is annotated as GDSL esterase/lipase At5g45920-like. The transcript has 5 exons. Lineage: Eukaryota; Viridiplantae; Streptophyta; Magnoliopsida; Ranunculales; Papaveraceae. The record is from RefSeq and is a predicted model, not a curated record. Gene Ontology annotation, molecular function: hydrolase activity, acting on ester bonds. Bases 298 to 999 code for a protein of 233 amino acids.